Messenger RNA from Bursaphelenchus xylophilus (pine wood nematode), 4634 nucleotides. The record is from the annotation of a GenBank genome assembly. NCBI's taxonomy places the organism in Eukaryota, Metazoa, Nematoda, Chromadorea, Rhabditida, Aphelenchoididae.
AUGAUCGACAACACCUUUCUCCAGUUCGCUUAUCACGAUCCGCAAACGACGUGUGUUGUGCGUUCAACUUUAUUUUUUAUUUUUUUAGAUCCCUCCCGUCCACGGCCACAACCCCGGUGGCUCUCGUGAGCUAUUCCGCAAUUGUCGCAAUUGCCGUUGCAACUGUUAUGUCCUCAAUUGCUGUCGGGUUGGCGAUUUUCGGGAUUAUCUUUUAUGUGGUGAGUUUUGUGGGGUUUGCGCUCUGCGAUUUUGAUUUUUUCCUUUGAUUUUUUUUAUUAUUCUUGUUAGAAGUACCGAGGAUUUAUUAGCUGCGACGAGAAGAAGAGCGCCCCGGCCGAACAGCCAUAUGUUUUAUAUCCGGAAUACAGUAUGAAGGAGAAAACGGAGAGCGUCAAAGAAAAGAAAGUCGCCGAAAAGGUGGAGGAAAAGAAAGAGAAGGUGGAGGUGGGUGGCGACGGCGACUGCGCCGAGGAUUCGCUUGGGUAAGACAAAAAUCAACGUUUUUCUCAAAAAUUUCGACGACGCCUUCAGAAUUCGACUAACAAUGGAAGUACCCCGAGUGCGAUGCUCAAAUUUUCUUUCGAUUUUACACACAUGUCGGGCAUGAAUGAAAUAUCAAUUCCUGAAAGUUUUGGCUCGCGCUUUGCAAGCGCCGCCGAGAUUUGGAACGAUCUUUGCCGCCGAGAGAGCAUGCUAACCGCGGAGAGCGGUCAGAGAUAAAAAUACUUUUUAACCAUAACUUUGCUAGCUUUGUGCGGAAAAAAAUAUUUUUUGUCGAAACAUUACCUUCUAUGUUAGAAAUAGGCAUGAAAAUUUUCGUGCCGAAAUUCGGCAAAAAAUGUCAAAUUUUCACCGACUUUGGAUCUAAAAAUCUCGGUUGUUUCUGCAAAGCGCGAACCGGGAUUCUCGCAUAUAUUUUAGACAAAAAUAUUUUAAAUUUGUGCCAAGUUUCAUAGAAAUCUGAACGUCGCACUUGAGGUAUAUACUUCUUCUGUAAAAUAAAAAUUUCGGCAAAGAAAUCGGACUUUGGCCAAGAAUAAGGAUUCGUUCGAAAAUUUAAAUUAAGCAUUUUUUGCAGGGCGUUUCAAGAAAUGAAAACCUUUUGCGAAUAUCUUUGUGCUCUUUGCAUCUCUAGCCCAGAAGGAUCAUUUUCAGGUGUAAUUUGACGUUACGUUUUGCAGGAAUGUGGACGAAAAUAUGAAAACGUAUAAUCCAAUGGACAACAUGCCCGUCGAUAGUUUGGAAGGGGUCAAGUUAGUCGACGAUCCUGAGUUUGAUGGGGCGGUCCCUGAGGUAAUCAAUCAAAUAAGAACCUACGUAUAUAUUAUGAAGUUGGGCCAAGGAGGAUUCGGUGCGGUCUACAAGUACCGAGUUGGAUACAUUGGCGACGAAUUUGUGGCCGUUAAGUUUGUAAAAGCCUCGAAUGGGAAGGAACUCCGCCGCGCCAAAAGGGAAUUCAUGAAGACACGACGGAUGGAGAUGCUCUUGUGAGUUUGGCUGGAAAUAUACUUUUUUCUAGUAUACUAGCGGAGCGCGUGUUACUUUAAGCACCAAUUCAUGUCAAUAUAGCGCAUUUCCUGAACCGUUUCGAAACUUCGUGUCUUUUUCAUUGAUUUAAAAGAGAGACGAAAUGUCGGGAAAUUAUCGGCACUUUUUCUCGCCGGAAAUAAUUCCUUUUUCUCGAAAAGGAAGAAGAAAGAGAAGAAAAUGCGUUUUAUCGGUUAGUGACAUUUCGUUUUGAACGAAUCACCAAAAAGGGGCGGGAAAUUUUUUCUUCUGAUUCACGUGCAAUUUGGGUUCUUGUUGGGCACUUUUCUGUUUGAGGCGUCUGGACUUUUUCAGAGAAGGUAAAGAAGACCUCAUCGCGAGUAUCGUGGCGAUGGGCCGAAACCCGUCCACCUUGUACAUGAUCUUCCCCUUUUAUUAUCGGAACAUGAGUGUUGUUCUGAAGACGAAACUCCAGCUCCAACAAAAGUUGAACAUCAUCUACCACCUCCUGCGACCGAUUUUGCAACUCCAACAAUUGACUUACGCUCAUUUGGACGUGAAGCCGGAUAAUUACAUGCAGAAAUCUCAAUACAGGAAUACGGUGAGGAGUUGGGGUUUUUUCUUUCCUUUUUUGAUUUGUCGCACGGUGCGAAAAGGUUUUGAGACACUCAGGGUUUCAGUGACUCACAUUUUAUAGACACAGCCAAAAAUUUUACUCCAACAGUUGGGCAAAAUUUGACACCUGCGGUUUUGGGCAUGAAAAGUUACGUCUAUUGCUUCCGAGGGAGAAGGAAAUGUUUCUACAUUAUGCGAAAAAAUUGGUAGGUAUAUAAAAGUGAAGAAACAUCUCCGACUUCGGGGUUUUAAAAAAGACGCUAAAUUUGCUUGCCACUUCGCCCGAAAGCAGUUUUCUCAUUUUGCUUUCCAACAUGGGAAGCGAAUUCAUUUGGGUCAACUCUUCUCCCAAAGUACCAACUUUUCCUUUCCGAAAAAAAACAUUUUUUUUUGCAGUUGUGGUGUUGACCAUGGAGUUUUUAUGGAUACCUAAGACGGACAUUCACUAAAUUAGAUAUAUUUUAACUGGUCCGAGUUACGAUUUCUUAUGUGGUAUCUUUUUUAUUCAAUUCAGUCCUAUCGAUCUAUAAAAGCUCCGUGUUCAACAUUGUAAAGACAAAAAUAUUUUUUCUUUCAUAAACGAAGAGUUCGUACUUUGGGAGAAGAGUUGACCCAAAUGAAUUCGCUUUCCAUUUUGGAAAGCAAAAGGAGAAAACUGGUUUCGGGCCAAGUGGCAAGCAAAUUUAGCGUCUUUAUUAAAACCCCGAAAUCGGAGAUGUUUCCUCACUUUUAUAUACCUGUCAAUUUUUCGCAUAAAAUGUGGGCACGUUCCCUUCUGUUCCCUUCUCCCUGAUAAGCAAUAUUCCAUAAUUUUUCAUGCUCAAAACCGCAAGUGUCAAAUUUUGCCCAACUGUUGGACUCCUUGGCCCAUUUCGCGCACUCUCAGGAUGGCCAAGGCCUGUCAUUUUUUUGAUUUUAUCAUUUUUAGAUUAUCCUGUGCAACUUUGGACUGGCCAAACGUUUCGGUGCGGUGCGCGGUGCGGACGGCAGCCCCGACUUCAUGUCAGCGCCGUGUCAUCGACGCGAGCCCACCAGCAUGGUGGACGACAUGCAGUCGUGGCUGAUCAUGGUCGUCCUCAUCCUCUUGAACGAGUUGCCUUGGAUGAGUGUGAAUGAUUCACAAAAGGUAAGGCGGACUUUUUUAUCCGUUGCUUGGGUAAAAAUGUUUUUGACAAUUUUCCAAUUUUUUGCCGUUAGGUAAAGAAGUUUGGUGUGAAGGAAGCGCUGUUCGGUGGUCAGGUUGCAUUAAAAGAGAAGCUGGACAUGAAGAACGCAUUUUUCGAGAAAGUGAGGCGAACUUCCGACCCGCAUUUAAUUAUCUGCGAUUUGGCCGAAAUGAUUUGGAACAAGGACAGAACAAACAAGAUCUACAUGGACGAUGUGCUUACCUAUCUGGACGAGGUGGGUGAAUGAAAAAAGGUUUGACUUUUUCGAUGAAAAGUCGUUUUUAUGUGUAAAAAUGGGGCUAAGGUAGUACAACCCCCCAGUCCAGUUUAGCCCCCCAUGACCCAGACUACAACUUUACAGAGCUAUUUGACCAUUUCGAGUCGUAAUUUCCACGCAGAAAUGAAAGAGGGGACCCCAGUGAGUAAUAUUGUAAUAGUGGUUCUGCCGAUCGAAGCUUUAUUUGGGACUUAUGAAAAAGUGUCCAAAAAAGGUACUAUCAGUUCACGUAACUCUUAUAAAAAUUUUUUAACGAGCUGUCAAGGAGAAACCACCCCUAAAUCGAAACAAAUCCUGCUACUUUUACAUCCGAGAACCGUCCAAGUCGGACAACUAUAGGAUUUGUUAUCGAUUUAGGGGUGGUUUCUCCUUGACAGCUCGCUACAAAAAUUUUAUAACAAUUGUGUAAGCUGGGAGUACCCUUUUGGGCAAUUUUUGUCAUAAGUCCCAAAUAAAGCUUCGAUGGGCGGAGCCACUAUUGUAUUAUUACUCGCUAGGGUACGCUCUUUCAUUUCUGCACGGAAAUUACGACUCGAAAGAGUUAAAUAGCCCUGUAAAGUUGUAUUUUUACAUAUAAAACCGACUUUUCAUCGAAAAAGUCAAACCAUUAGUAACAAUAAAUGAAAAGCUCUUCAAAUAGAGGUACCUAAUCGUCCGGAAGGGGCUAAUGCACGGCAACCCGAAACAGAAGAAAAAUGCUUCCCGCCCACUUUUGAGUUUCGUCCAAACGAAGUGUCAAAAUUGGCAAAAGAAAUAAAAUAAUUCCGAGAAACAUAUUUUUCGGUCGCGAAAUCCCACGAAAAGUUCUUUUGCGACAUUUCGUUUGGUUUCAACCGAUACAAAAUGGGCGAAGUGUCGAAAGGAAACCCUUCGGGUUGCCGUGUAAUGCCCAACGGACAUUUUUACCACUUGAGGUUUUUUUUGACUCUCUGCAUUUUCAGCUCCAAGAAACGUACAAGUUCACAUACAAGGACUAUUGGUUUGAGAACAAAAAGCCGUACGAAAGAGUUUUCUUAAUUCCCACCGACGAUGAUACCCAAGAAUCUUCUCCGACCAAAAAAACGCCAGGAUGGAAUGGCUACCAAUGA